GCUCGACACUUCUUUGUAAUGGUUUUUUGGUCUUGGUCUGAAGAACCUCCUGAUCUCUCUUCUGUGUAUAUCUCUUCGACCAUUUGGUCUUUCAAUGAAACACUGCUGAUUUUCAAAAAAAUAAAAAAUAAAUAAAAUUCGGUAAUCGUUGAAGAUUGGAGGUUGCAUUGAGCGUUUCUCACCCUCGACUUUGUCACAUUGAUAUCGCGAUCGCAUACAUUAUCUGACAUGGACGCAGUAUAUAUCAUUGUUGUCGGCGGAAAUAUAGGGGAAACCAUGGCUGUAGCUGUGAAAUCUACUGAAGAAUCAACAAAACAGAAUAAACCUUUAACAAGACAGAGGCAAGUGGUUGUGACAGGAACGAGUGUGGUGACCCUACGCGGUCAUGAUUCUGAUGUUUUCUACAAUAAUUUGCUUGAGGGAGUUCGUGGCAUUAGUCAUUAGUGAGAUAGAAGCUUUUGAUUGCACCCAAUUUCCAGCAGUAGAAGUCAUGGAGACGUUAGAUAAGGCAAAAUGUGUGGUUUUCAUUGGCUCAACAAUGGGUGGCAUGAAGGGUUGGAUGGUCCCAAACUAUUCAACCUCUACUGCUUGUGCUACAAGCAGCUUCUGUACUUUGAAUUCGGCAAAUCAUAUCAUUAAAGCCAAAGCAGACCUUAUGCUCUGUGGUGGUUCAGAUUAAGUGAUGAUACCUCUUGGUAUUGCUCCCAUUCUUUGCAAAUGUUAUUUCUUAGUUUUACUUGGAUUUGCACGUACAAUAAUCUUGUUCUU
Molecule: messenger RNA, 768 nt
Organism: Malus domestica (apple)
Lineage: Eukaryota; Viridiplantae; Streptophyta; Magnoliopsida; Rosales; Rosaceae
Product: 3-oxoacyl-[acyl-carrier-protein] synthase II, chloroplastic-like
Biological process (GO): fatty acid biosynthetic process
Cellular component (GO): chloroplast stroma; mitochondrion
Molecular function (GO): 3-oxoacyl-[acyl-carrier-protein] synthase activity
Source: RefSeq, a predicted model, not a curated record